Molecule: messenger RNA, 7313 nt
Organism: Orbicella faveolata
Lineage: Eukaryota; Metazoa; Cnidaria; Anthozoa; Scleractinia; Merulinidae
Product: short-chain dehydrogenase/reductase family 9C member 7-like
Biological process (GO): steroid metabolic process
Cellular component (GO): intracellular membrane-bounded organelle
Molecular function (GO): oxidoreductase activity
Source: RefSeq, a predicted model, not a curated record
CUAAUUGACUUACUUACUCAUUAUCAUCCCUCGAGAUUACUUCGUUCAUUUCCUAAAAACGUGCUUUGGAAUUCAACUUAUAAUCUUCAGUAAAACUUAUGGUGGGCGUUCUUUUGCCGUUGCGUAGCCAUCAUUGUGGAAUUCUCUAUCCCAAUCUGUCAAAGAUUCUACGUCAGCUAACACUUUUAAACGUAGACUCAAAAAGCAUCUUUUCUUGAGUGCUUACCACGGAUGCUGAUUUUUUAUUGUUUUAUUAUAGUUUUACAGUUUUUAGAUUUAGUCAAUUUUAGAUAGUUUUGGUAAGUUUUCUGUUAAUUUUCAGUGAAUUUUUAUACUUGCAAAGCGCUGUUGAACCACUGGGAAACAGCGCUAUAUAAAUGUAUUAUUAUUAUCAUAACCAUUACAAUUUCUUCAAAUGUAAUUGGUGCAUAAACUGCUGUAUUUUGCACUAAUUAAUUUGCAAAGAUAUAAUCGGACAGUGUAAUCGGACAGUUGGUUAUACAGUCAACUCCCGUUAUAGCGGACACCCUCGGGACCGCGAUUUGGUGUCUGUAAUAGCGAGAGUCCGUAAUAGUUGGGUGCGAGAAAAUUUUUAUGUUAUAAUAUUUGGACACACUGGACGAGCUUAUUCAUGGCAGCGAGACUGCAAAGAGGGCCUUAAGAGAAAAAGAUGAAGAAAUUUUGAUUGAUGGACAGAAGAAGCGGAAAUCGAACAAAAAAGACAAAGACAUUUUCAAAAAGCAGAAAAAAUAGACUUGAUAUUUGUGCAAAUAUUCCAAGAUACUGCUCGGUGUCCGCUAUAACGAGAGAGGAAACGAUAAAAUUGUGACGUUGGGACCGAAUAAAGUGUUCGUAAGUCCGUAAUUGGAGAGUCCGUAAUAGCGGGAGUUUGUUUCAGUCAAACGCCUGUAACUUUCGCCGGGGAUUUAGCUGCUGUCCGUAACAGCGGUAUCUGUAAUAGCGAGGUGUCCGCAAGGCAGGAGUUGACUGUAAUCGGACACCUGUAAUCAGACAGUUACAUGAGCCAAUCAUUUUAAGUCCUUUCAGCUAAAUCCACCAAUCACCACAUUGAUUACAAUCACUAUAGCAACAAAAACUUACCCCUCACGGCAGGGGCCUUUUCCAAAAUGGCCGAAUAUGUAUCUUUAGAUAAUGUCUUUACUGGCGAUAUUUUCCCCGAUGUGAAUUUUGACACAUUUCCACAGUUUCUUCAGCAAAGUGAUGAAAGUUUAUUAUUGGAAUUGCCAGCUUUCACAGAUGAAAUACUAGAAACACAGCCCACAGUGACCACAGCAUCGUUGAUUCCCUCACAAAUUCCACGAACGGAAACAAUGCAAGUUGAAUUAUCUGAUUACCUACAGCGGCAACAUUCUGUUCCAGAUGAAAGUAUUUCCUUGCUAAUAGAGAAGAGUCCCGUUUUCCAGUUGUCUCAGGCGAAAAAAUAACGGAGAUAAACUAGUCGGCUAAAAGCAAAAACACAAAGUGUGGAAAAAAUAGUGUACAGCGCGAAAUAUUGACGACAAGAUUGAGAGUUUCAGCCCUCAAACUCUGGACGAGAAUUUGACAAAAUUCUACCUUGAAGUGAGAAAAAAGAAAGGCGAAAAAAAAUAAAACAAAAAAACCAAAAAGCCUAAAGACGUAGGAAACUUUCGUCCAAAAACUCAUCUCAAAAUUUUGAUUUCUGCGCAUGCCCGAGCAAAAAUGUGAUAAAACGCGAUGCUAGUGGAAAGAAAGGCAUUCUGUCUUGUUGCAAAUGCCUUUUUGAGUAGAUUAAAGCCCGUUUAGCUCAUAUCCAGGCUAAAGAUGUCUAGAAAUGCGUUUUUUCGGCCAAAAAUCUCCACGUGUCAAGGGGUUAAAAGCAAAUGAAUUGAAAAAAUAGCAAUAGUAACUGUUUGUCAAUCCGUCAAACAUUUACAAACCUCUAUCCUCCUUCCUUUACCAACUAAGAGAUUCACAAUUAUUCAUUCACAUUGUAAGUAAAGUUGAAUAGCGGAGAAAGUUUUCCAUUUAGUGGAAAGUACUAAGAUAUUCUUAGUUUCCACAACGUCCAGUAAGUAUAGCAUAUUCAUGUCUAUAGCUGGAAAAACAUAAUUAAGAGGGUUUGGCAUAAGCAUUUGCCGCGCCACUCCGGAAUGUUUUGAUUCUUGCCUGGCUGGAGAUGCAGUUCCCAGGCUCUCGUGCACAGCGGCACGAGAUAAGGCGAAGCCGAGAGAGACGAGUCGGCGAGCAAAGUGAGCCCGCGAACAUGAGAGCUUCUCAUUAUCUGUGCCUCUCACAAUACAAGAAAAGCCUUAUUUGUAUGUAAUACUGCGUUUCGAUAACAGUUGGAUUGAUCAUUUUUUAUUAUUCACCGUAAAAGAGAUGAUUAUUUGAGUGAACAUGAUUAUUCCAGUAUAGUACAAAAUAAAUCUUAGACAGAGAAUUCCUCGCCGAUUUUAGCAAAAAAGAGACUUGCUAUUGCGUUCAUUGUAACGCGUCUGAGGAGUUGAAAAUUAGAUGCUCCUGUUCUCCAUACAAAUUAUAUAUUAUAAACUACAUUAUAUUAAGCUUGGGUGACCUGUGGUAUAAACAAGAAAGGAUCACCGACUACUGAACUUCAGGAGCCACAUGUAAAUCAUGUUUUGGUUUAUUCCAGUUGUAAUCGGUUUGCUUGCAAUCUAUUUCGUAAGGAGACUGAUCCCUCGAGCGAAAGUUGAUGUUAAAGGCAAGUAUGUUCUUAUUACGGGCUGUGACUCCGGUUUCGGUAGAGAAACCGCCAUUAAACUGGACGAGAUGGGAGUUUGCGUGAUGGCGACUUGUUUAACGAAAGCAGGAGAACAGAGUUUGAAAUCCGUAACAAGCGACAAACUAAAAACAUUCCAGAUGGAUGUUACAAACUCACAGCAGAUAAAUGACGUUUGUAAGGAAGUAAAAGGGCAGAUUGCUUGUGGUGCAGCUACAGGAUUGUGGGGCCUGGUGAACAACGCUGGAAUUCUCCAGACACUUCCCAUAGAAUGGACACCACUGAACACCUUUAAACGUAUCGCAGACGUAAAUCUGUGGGGAAUGAUCGACGUCACUAAAACCUUCCUUCCAUUAGUGAAAAAGGCCCGGGGACGAGUGGUAAACUUCUCCAGUGGUACUGGUUUAUUGUCUCUUAACUUCUUCGCACCUUACGCCAUUAGCAAAUUUGGCGUGGAAGCGUUCUCUGACGCUCUUAGACGAGAAAUGCAUCCCUGGGGAAUAAAAGUGAGCAUCAUGGAACCAGGAGCAUUCAAAACACAAAUGAAUAAUUCUAGUGUGAGGGAAAUACAACUAAAACAAGGCUGGGAUAACUUGAAUGACGACCUCAAGGAAGAGUACGGAGAAAAUUACUUGGAAAAGAGCAUCACGUUCCUUACUGCUACACCUCCCUCAUCUCAUAUACCACAAGUUAGUGAUGCUGUUGUCGAUGCUCUGACAUCACAGUCACCACGUGAUCGCUAUUUAGUCGGUUUGGACGCCUGGUUUAUAACCGCUUGGAUGGCGCGGUUACCAACCUUCGUGGCAGACUUCAUAAUUACCCACGUGCUAUGUGGAAACAUAGUACCUCAGGGAAGCAAGUAACGUAGAACUAUAUGCAGUAACAAAGCUAGCAAAGCCGUGCUAUACAUCAAACUCUGUAUACGAAAGUGGCAAUCACAAUUUAAUGGUGCACGCUUACGGCUUUAGCAGUGGGAAAAGUUUUCCGCGGCUUGGUUUCAUCAGAAAAUUUUUUUCUCGCUCGGGUGGACAGACUGAGAGAGCGAGAAAUGUAGCUUUCGAACGGAAAUUUGCAAAUUGGAUCGAGUUUCAAACAUUCGUAGGUUUAAUAUAAACUCAACAUUUUGAUUCAGUCAUAUAUGUGGUAUAGAUAAGUGAUUACCUGUAAAUACAAUCACCGUCAGUUUAUAAAAUAAAGGCUGUCAAUCCAAGUAUGAUUCUUUUUUCAUCCCUUCAGGUAAACAAUUUGCACACAAAAUAUAAAGGGGGACUAAACUUUUGCUUCACUUUUAUUCCUAGAGUACCCUUAAGAUCUUUUAAUUAGAAUGUAAUGCUCUGAAUACACCUUGCAAGGCGCGUGCUUGGUAAAAAUUGUUGAUCAACGAUCGAUAUAUAAUAUAAUUUGUAGUUUACACGUGCAGCAAAACAAGUAGCACUACUUUGUUGUCCAACUUAUAACUUAGAAAGGUGACAAUUAAAGAACUGAAACAUCGGUAUUUCAGUUUCCUCCUCGAGUAUAAGAAACGUUUCAACUAUGAGCCCGUGAUUAUGUUUUAUGUUAUUCCCCAUGAAGCCAUGACCAGUUAGGUUAGUUCCUGGACAUUCCGGUGUCUAGCCAAUGCAAGAGGUAUGUCACCCUCGCAUACACGCCAAACUUCCCGGCUACGGCACAUCCAUAGCCCCAGCUGAUGACGCCCUGCAGAUAAAACUUCUCACCAGUCUCACACACCAUAGGUCCUCCACUAUCUCCCUGACAUGUGUCAAUUCCACCCUUGUCUAGGCCCGUACAUUCCAUUGAGUCGUGGAUCUUUCCUGAGUAAGGUCAAUCACAGCGAGUGACUUACUACGGAAACUUGGACCUGCUGAAGAUAGUCUGGACUGUCACCAUUGGAAGAUAGUGUGCCUAAACCCGUGAUCCAGAAUUUGGUACCGUCAGAUAGUUCCGCUACGGCCUGCGGAAGACACACCAGACUUACAAACCUAACCAGUGGGGGAGAGAGGAUCAGUAGAGGGAACAAUUACGAUCAGCCGUUGGGAAGGCGCUUCCAUAAAAAUGGCGCCACAAAUAGUUUGAGAAAGGCAAAGUUGAUGACUAUUUGACUGUAGUUUACUAUGGAAAAAAUAAUCGUCAAAAUUAUGUCGUGAACGUUUCGUAAAGAAACUCUCUUACAUACAUGAGAAAUGGGGCAAGUGUGAGGUGACGAUGACUGUGUAUUUGCCGAGUUCUUCUUGGCUGGAUCGAGACCUUUUAUGGUCCACUACCACGUCAGGAGCCCAUGACCAUGUAGAAAAGAUGAAGGUGGAAAUUGAGCCAUUUUUACUGAACAAGCUCAGACAAUGAAUACUUUCUUGUAUGGCACAAAGAACACUACUUUUCGUGCUGGAAAUAGCACACAAACUCGAUAGAGCAAGAUACUAACCACACACAGUGCGGGAUAUGGGACCUCUUGCUAGAGACCCCUGCAGGGAUGCACAUAGACCGCGCGCGAUAUGGUGUUGUGGUAGUGUUGUGACCAAAAGGAGCUCUGGGUACGAGAAGGUACGCAAACAGUGCGAAUAUAGAUUGCGCCGCACCCAACCAGUCCUGGUAUUGCUGUAUCAACUUUCUCAGUGAGUAUUUUAACUGUAGAGCUGCUUUUGUGUUUUGUUUUUUACAGUUUCUAAGCUUUUCAUACAACGAAACAAUUGUGUGUGAAGCAAUUUUUCGAUGUACAGUAGUCAUUGGUGACAAUAUGCUGUUUACGAUUAAGGCUGGUUUUCACUAGCGCAUAAGCACAAGCAUAAGCAUAAGAAAGUGAGAACACCCACGACAUAAGCAUAAGCAUAGGCACAAGAAGAACGAACAUGGUUCGUUCUUCUUGUGUUUAUGUUAUGCUUAUGUCGUAGUGCGAACGCGAGUGAAAUAAGCAUCAGCAUAAGCGUAAGGUGGCCAUGUUGAUUGCAUAGUCCAGGAAAGCUGGUAUCGAGAAAUUUUGUUAAUACUGCGCCUGCGUAUACUCUUAUGCUUAUGUUCUGGCGUUCUCAUUUGCUUAUGCUUAUGCUUAUGAUUGUGCUUAUGUGCUAAUGAAAACCAGCCUUAACUUGCAAUCUAAUCAGUCACUGAGCACUUAUUUGACUACACUGCAGUCUACUGCUGUCAUGAAUACAAAAGCUUCUGUCCCUGACAAAGCACUGCACCGAAAUUGCCUGCAAAGAACUGCAGAAAGUGGUAUUUGGGUUACACAGCCUGCAGUGUAGGCAUUUUUGCUUGGCUAGCUGAGGGAGGAAUAAUUUUGUUAACAAUCUUGUCUGGUACAUCUUAUGGCCACCUUUAAGUCGGGAAAUGUAGAGUGUUGGAGGGUAACCAUCUCCGUCACCCAUUUCCUUUCUCCCCAUGAAAACCCUUUUUAUGGAAUCAACUAAAUACAGGAAUGAUAGUGUUCUGUUUAGACUUCAUAACACUGAUCUGAGAAUGAAAAUGAAUCAUAAACGUAGCUCUGCAAGGGGCAGAGGGAUACAAAAAGAAAAGAGGAAACUGGAGUUGGAAUUGGUAGAUGUGUCUAAAAAUGGUAGGAGAGAAGCAGAGUCAGUGGCAAGCACAAGUGGUACAGUUGAAGUUAGCCAGAAGGUAGUGGCAAGAAAUGAGCUAUGUGGGAGUGAUUCAGACAUCACUGUUGAGGGUGUGGAGAUUGAGCAGCAGCAGCCGCAGUGCAGAGACAUGGCACCUGGUACUAGUAAAAAUGGUGAGAAACAUGAACAAGUGCAGGCUGAUGCAGAGGUUCCUCAGGGAAGAAAAGGCAAUUAUCACUUGGAAAAAUUGCCAAAAAGCUUUUCGACUGGCUGCAUGGAGGAGGAAUACCAUGCACUGUGCACCAUUAAAACUGCAGCGGACAGACUAGCGGAAAAGGGGGUGCUGUCUUGUGUUGCUGAGCGGGCUAUGAGUUGGCUACGGCUAUCAUAUAAAAAAAUUCAUGACAAAGACCUACCGAGACAAGCCUGUAAGUGAAAAUUUCCAUGUUUUGAAACAGGAACUGGUUUUUGUUAAGUUACAAUAUUGAUACCACUAAGGAAAAAAGAAAAAUGAAGUAUUAAAUCUCCACUUGGUCAGCUGCAUGUAGUUCCAAAUAAUAUAUUCAAGGUGUAUAUCCCCACUAGUAUUGGCCCUCAUCAGUUUCUUGGUGUAUUUGAUAUACUUAGUACACCCAGCAAAUUAUCCCGAACUUCAAAAAUCAUUUUGUAUGAGGCACUGUAUGAUCUCCAGUCAAGAGUUCUGGGUUAAAUCCCUGGUCAGGGGUCAUUGUGUUCACUUUCUGUGCAAGGCACUUCACGUUUGCAAAACAUCUCUCCACCCAAGACCCCCACAAAAUGUUGGGGGUUACUAGCUUGUGCAGCUUCCUUUCCAAAGGCACGUACUGCAAGAGAUAUGCAAAAGCUACGGUAGCUUGGGGUGCAAUGAAUCAAUCCAACCUUAAUCACUUGUCAGAGUGUUCUAGCUCAACCAAAAAGCUGUACUAAUUUAUGACACCUACACUAAACUUGUUCCUAAUGUAAAGAGCUAAAAUACAUAAUUAUUGAGAUAAACCUAUUAUUAAAAUUCUUUAAAAUUGUAGAAU